GUGACCUUAACAAAAACAAUGGUCGACAUAACCUCAGCCCAAUGUAAAAUAUUAAUUAUUACAGAGAAAUCUCCUGAUUUAGGAUAAGAGUCUCUCCAUAUAAUAGUAGAUUUAUAGUCUAGAUUACACAUUUACACUGAAUUCUUAAUUCUUAAUCGAAAGAAAGAAAAAUGAAAAAUAGAGAAAUGCAAAGAAGAGGUCUAGUGAUCCAUAUGCAAAUUGGGCCUGGUCUACGACAAGUCGAAACCACCCGGUUAGAAGUCCAAAAAAGGCCCAUAAACGACGCCCCCAGCCCAUGUAAAAAACCCUAGAUAUUUUCACUUGAUCGAACCAGGGUUUCUAAGGCGAAUAUCCCGUUCCUCCACUAUCCUAUAUAUAUACUCCCUUUAUCCCCCCUUACUUUCUCCUUACCGAAGAGAGUCCGCAACUCUUGAUUCCCUGUCGCCGUCUGUCUCUUCAGGAAAUAGUAGUUGGUGAUAUUUAAAGACAAGACAAGAUGGUGAAGUUCACAGCUGAUGAGCUUCGUAGGAUUAUGGACCGCAAGCACAACAUCCGUAAUAUGUCUGUGAUUGCUCACGUUGAUCAUGGGAAGUCCACCCUAACUGAUUCCCUGGUGGCUGCUGCUGGUAUCAUUGCCCAGGAAGUUGCUGGUGAUGUCCGGAUGACUGAUACCCGUGCUGAUGAGGCAGAACGUGGCAUCACAAUUAAGUCAACUGGCAUCUCUUUGUAUUAUGAGAUGACUGAUGAAAAUUUGAAGGGCUACAAGGGUGAGCGAGAUGGCAAUGAAUACCUUAUAAAUCUUAUUGAUUCUCCUGGGCACGUUGAUUUUUCAUCUGAGGUUACGGCUGCUCUACGUAUUACUGAUGGUGCACUUGUGGUGGUUGAUUGUGUUGAGGGUGUUUGUGUUCAAACUGAAACUGUGCUCAGACAAGCUUUGGGAGAAAGGAUAAGGCCUGUCUUGACUGUUAACAAGAUGGAUAGGUGCUUCCUUGAGCUCCAGGUUGAUGGAGAGGAGGCUUACCAGACAUUUCAGAGGGUGAUUGAAAAUGCCAAUGUCAUCAUGGCUACUUACGAAGAUCCUCUUCUUGGUGAUGUUCAAGUGUAUCCUGAGAAGGGAACUGUCGCCUUCUCUGCUGGUCUUCAUGGCUGGGCUUUUACACUGACCAACUUUGCAAAGAUGUAUGCCUCCAAGUUUGGUGUUGAUGAGUCGAAAAUGAUGGAAAGGCUUUGGGGUGAAAACUUCUUCGAUCCCGCCACCAAGAAAUGGACAACCAAGAACACUGGCUCUGCCACCUGCAAGCGUGGAUUUGUUCAAUUCUGUUAUGAACCCAUCAAGCAGAUUAUCAACACUUGCAUGAAUGACCAGAAGGAUAAGUUGUGGCCCAUGUUACAGAAGCUUAAUGUGACCAUGAAGGCAGAAGAGAAGGAUUUGAUGGGAAAGGCACUAAUGAAGCGUGUAAUGCAGACCUGGCUCCCUGCAAGUAGUGCCCUUCUUGAAAUGAUGAUACAUCACCUCCCUUCCCCUGCCAAGGCUCAGAGGUACCGUGUUGAGAACUUGUAUGAGGGUCCUCUUGAUGAUGCUUAUGCCACUUCCAUCAGGAACUGUGAUCCUGAGGGUCCUCUCAUGCUCUAUGUUUCCAAGAUGAUUCCUGCAUCUGAUAAGGGUAGGUUCUUUGCAUUUGGUCGUGUCUUCUCUGGUAAGGUGUCUACUGGGUUGAAGGUCAGGAUCAUGGGUCCCAAUUACGUUCCUGGUGAGAAGAAAGAUUUGUAUGUGAAGAGUGUUCAGAGGACUGUUAUUUGGAUGGGAAAGAAGCAGGAAACAGUUGAGGAUGUGCCUUGUGGUAACACUGUUGCCUUGGUUGGUUUGGAUCAGUUCAUCACCAAAAAUGCAACCCUGACUAAUGAGAAGGAAGCUGAUGCUCAUCCAAUUCGUGCCAUGAAGUUUUCUGUCUCACCUGUUGUCCGUGUUGCUGUUCAGUGCAAGGUUGCUUCUGACCUUCCCAAACUUGUUGAAGGUUUGAAGCGUUUAGCAAAGUCAGAUCCUAUGGUUGUUUGUACUAUUGAGGAGUCUGGAGAGCAUAUUGUUGCUGGUGCUGGUGAACUUCAUCUUGAGAUCUGUUUGAAGGACUUGCAGGACGAUUUCAUGGGUGGAGCUGAGAUCGUAAAAUCAGAUCCUGUUGUGUCUUUCCGUGAGACUGUGCUUGAGAGGUCCUGCCGAACAGUGAUGAGCAAGUCUCCCAACAAGCACAACCGUCUUUACAUGGAAGCCCGUCCCUUGGAGGAUGGUCUUGCAGAAGCUAUUGAUGAUGGUCGUAUAGGUCCAAGGGAUGACCCCAAGGUUCGAUCAAAGAUCCUGGCAGAAGAGUUCGGUUGGGACAAGGAUCUUGCCAAGAAAAUCUGGUGUUUUGGACCUGAGACCACUGGUCCAAACAUGGUAGUUGAUAUGUGUAAGGGAGUUCAGUAUCUGAAUGAAAUUAAGGAUUCUGUGGUUGCUGGUUUCCAGUGGGCUUCAAAAGAAGGUGCAUUGGCUGAGGAGAACAUGAGGGGUAUCUGCUUUGAGGUUUGUGACGUUGUUCUUCAUGCUGAUGCUAUCCACAGAGGUGGUGGUCAGAUCAUUCCAACUGCUAGGAGGGUUUUCUAUGCUUCCCAGUUUACAGCUAAGCCAAGGCUUCUGGAACCUGUUUAUUUGGUGGAGAUUCAAGCCCCUGAGCAGGCACUAGGUGGUAUUUACAGUGUUCUUAACCAGAAGCGUGGACACGUGUUUGAAGAGAUGCAGAGGCCUGGUACCCCACUUUACAACAUCAAGGCAUACCUGCCCGUCAUUGAGUCUUUCGGAUUCUCAAGCACUCUGAGGGCAGCAACAUCAGGGCAGGCUUUCCCUCAGUGUGUGUUUGACCACUGGGACAUGAUGUCUUCUGACCCAUUGGAGCCUGGUUCUCAAGCUGCUACACUUGUUGCAGAUAUCCGCAAGAGGAAGGGCUUGAAGGAGCAGAUGACACCUCUUUCAGAAUACGAAGACAAGCUGUAAGCUUGUUCUUCUUGUUGGAAUUGUUGAACUGAAUUUAAUGGUGGUAGUGGCCCUUAUAUUUUUUAUUUCUUCCUGUUAUUUUUCCCUAUUAAAUCUUGGAAUAGGUUCUUAGUUUUCCGCUACCGGACCUUGACCUUUGAAUUAUGUUUUCGUGUCUGUUUUCCGUGAAUGUUGAGUAGAAUUAUCUCGUUGUGACGUCAAACAUUUUAAAUCUCUUCAAGAAUAUUUAGUUGCGAAUGUUUCCCUUUUAAGG
Molecule: messenger RNA, 3281 nt
Organism: Rubroshorea leprosula
Lineage: Eukaryota; Viridiplantae; Streptophyta; Magnoliopsida; Malvales; Dipterocarpaceae
Source: the annotation of a GenBank genome assembly